Saimiri boliviensis boliviensis (Bolivian squirrel monkey) is the source of this 1009-nucleotide messenger RNA. RefSeq names its product potassium voltage-gated channel subfamily E regulatory subunit 3 (gene KCNE3). Gene Ontology annotation, biological process: regulation of heart rate by cardiac conduction; regulation of ventricular cardiac muscle cell membrane repolarization; potassium ion export across plasma membrane. The record is from RefSeq and is a predicted model, not a curated record. Gene Ontology annotation, cellular component: voltage-gated potassium channel complex; membrane. Gene Ontology annotation, molecular function: potassium channel regulator activity; transmembrane transporter binding; delayed rectifier potassium channel activity. NCBI's taxonomy places the organism in Eukaryota, Metazoa, Chordata, Mammalia, Primates, Cebidae.
GGUGUGCUGGAAACCGGGCAGGGCCAGGGGAGGGGACUCCCGGGGGGAGGGAAAAGGGAACCGCACGCGGGUGGGAACGCGGAGCCAGAGGGCACUCUGGGCAGUGCUGGGCGCCCGCGGAGUGGACCAGGGCUGGUGGAGCGCACAGGAUCACAGCGUCCCGGCCACCCUCGGUCAGAGGGCGCUGUAUCCAGCGAGCCAACGGGUGCCCCGGAGCCUCGCGGAGAGGCAGCUCUGGGCUUUGCCAGGUGUAAAGUCAAUACUGAGACCCCAGAUGUGUCCAGAGACAUCCUGAAGAGGCUAGGGGUUUGAGGAGCCUUAGGGUGUCCACAAAGAGAGCCUGAAACUGACUGAGAGCCAGCGGAUUUGUCAGCUGUCUGAGCUUCUACCAAGUCUUCCCCCACCUCAAUCACUAUUGCUAUGGAGACUACCAAUGGAACUGAGACCUGGUACAAGAGCAUGCAUGCUGUACUGAAGGCUCUAAAUGCCACUCUUCACAGAAACGUGCUCUGCCAGCCAGGGCCAGGGCUGGAUCCAGGGCCAGACAACCAGACUGAAAAGCGGCAGGCCAGCCAACCUGGCCGUGAUGACAACUCCUACAUGUACAUUCUCUUCGUCAUGUUUUUAUUUGCUGUCACUGUGGGCAGCCUCGUCCUGGGAUAUACCCGCUCCCGCAAAGUGGACAAGCGUAGUGACCCCUAUCAUGUGUACAUCAAGAAUCGUGUGUCUAUGAUCUAACACAAGAGGGCCGGGAUGGUGGAAGACCGAGACACCUGGGGAUUGUGUCUGGGGCCUCCAGAACUCUGCUGUGGACUGCAUCAGGUCUCAGUGUACCUAUCUGUAAGAUCAACAAGAAACAGGGCUAAGGGAGGUCAUCACUGGGGUGGGAGAAUAGGGGCUGGCAGACCACAGCCUUGUGCAUAAGGAUUUUUUUCCAGGAAAAGAUAAACUUUAUAAACAUUGGGAGCCCAUGAACAAACAUAUAAAAGUAGCAACAGAUAAUGACCAA